This is a messenger RNA of Capsicum annuum, 1011 nucleotides long. RefSeq names its product ethylene-responsive transcription factor 13. Bases 138 to 761 code for a protein of 207 amino acids. Gene Ontology annotation, biological process: regulation of DNA-templated transcription; ethylene-activated signaling pathway. Lineage: Eukaryota; Viridiplantae; Streptophyta; Magnoliopsida; Solanales; Solanaceae. The record is from RefSeq and is a predicted model, not a curated record. Gene Ontology annotation, molecular function: DNA binding; DNA-binding transcription factor activity. The transcript has a single exon.
CCACAAACAUAUUGGGGGAAAAACAGAAAAUAGGUUUAGUGUCUAGUGGUAUGUAAAUAGGCCAAGUAUAUAUAAAUAGCAGUAGAGUUUCUACUAUAUAUUCCAUUCAUCCAAACUAUACUUAUGAAAAAAGAAAUAUGAAUAUCCCAGCUGAUGAUGAAACUUUCUCUUUACCUGACCUUGAUUCCCUUGAAUCUAUCGAAUACCUUCUUAAUGAUUCCGAUUUUUCUGAAACUAUUUCAUCAAUAAGUUCAAGUAGCACAUUAUUGCCAAAUAGUCCUAGCUCAAAUUCAGCUGAAUCCCCCGUAAGACCGGAGCCUACGGAGGAAACAAAGGAGCCAGUUGUGGCGCGUGAUGAGGAAAACACGCCACAACAUAGGAGGAGGUACAUAGGGGUGAGGCGGAGGCAAUGGGGUACGUUUUCUGCAGAGAUAAGAGAUCCGAAUAGGAGAGGCGCGAGGCUAUGGCUAGGAACUUAUGAGACUCCUGAGGAUGCAGCAUUGGCUUAUGACCAAGCCGCAUUCAAAAUUCGUGGCUCGAAAGCUCGGCUCAAUUUUCCUGAGUUGAUCGGCUCGGACGUGCGUAAGCUGGCUAGACUAACCGUGAGGCGCCGUACGCGAUCGCCCGAGCCAUCGACUUCCUCCUCUGCAUCAUCCGAAAACGGGACGAGGAAAAGGAAAAUAGAUGUGAUAAACUCCAUAGCCAAAGCCAAAGCCAAAUUGAAUUGUGAUUGGAAUUUACAAACGUUGAUACAAAUGUGAGAAACGAGCAGAUCAGGUUUAUAUUCUUCGUGUUUUAUAAUUACAACAAUAGUCUCAUCAAGGUUCUGUAAUUUGUAAAUGUACUUCUUAGUGACCUCUCUUUUAUGAGAUUAUAAGUUGAUACAUGGACAGAUCGGAGCCAUAAGGGUACUAAGGGACAUCCAACAAAAAAUUACCCUAUAUAUAUAUAAAGUUAAAAUUAUUGUUUCACAUAUAUAUAGAGAGAGAAAGAUGUAAAAUCUUUUUAGUU